Messenger RNA from Oppia nitens, 1752 nucleotides. RefSeq names its product nose resistant to fluoxetine protein 6-like. The coding region runs from base 1 to 1752 and encodes 583 amino acids. The record is from RefSeq and is a predicted model, not a curated record. The transcript has 10 exons. Lineage: Eukaryota; Metazoa; Arthropoda; Arachnida; Sarcoptiformes; Oppiidae.
AUGAUUGUACGCAUACUGUUGUUUGAUUUAAAUGAUAGUAAUGUUUCGUCUAAACCGAGUCUAUGGAGUGAUGUGUUAAUUGCCACACAAUUGUAUAGUCGGUCACUAUAUGAUGAUUAUCGACAACUGUUUCAAUUGUUAUCUAAAUCGGCUAAUGUUUCCCAGGACUGCCAGAUAAGUGUUAGACAAACAUUGGAUGCAUUGUUACAAAUGCAGGACUGGGCUCAUCAAAUGGUCAACUCUUGGGGUAAAUUUCCGGCAUCGGGUCUAUUGGAGGGCACGACAACCGAUUUAGGUUCAUAUGAUCAGUGUUUGUCAAUCAAGUCUAACCAAUAUAUUGGUGAACCGCAAUACUGUAUGAUUGAUUUGGGACUACCGGUACCGCAGCCGCAGCCCCGACACCAUAAUCUCAAUCAUAGAGUUGAUGUACUUCCGCACCAUUUCAUCAAAAAUAUCAGUUUCGCAAAUCAUUUGUUCACAAGACUAUCAAAAGAGGCCUCAUUUUUCUAUUGGAUUUCAUUGAGAACCGGCAUAUGUGUGCCCAAUAAAUGUACAUUCAAUGACAUGGAUCAGCUAACAAUUAAAUUCUAUAUAUUUUCAUUGAACAAAAAUAUUGGUAAACUAUUGAGUCCUCAAACAUCGGAAACAUUAUCAUGUCUUCACGGCAUACGAGUCCUCACUAUAUUUUGGGUAGUUUUAGGCCAUACUAUUGUUUGGGUUCACUUUCAAAUGUUCAGCAAAUCAGUUAACUUAAAUUGGUUUGGAUUUUUGAUAUCCCGGAUAAUGCGUUUGACACCACAGUUGGCAUUAUUUUUGUUAUUUAAUUUUUUGUUGCCAUUGAUGGGUUCGGGACCAAUUUGGCACGAAACCAUUGAUAAACUAAUUAAUAAAUGCCAACAAAAUUGGUGGCUUAACUUAUUAUAUGUACAAAACUUUAUCGAUGUCAAUAACAUGUGUGCCCACCAUACAUGGUAUACGGCUAGUGAUAUGCAAUUUCAUUUUCUAUCAUUGCUAAUAAUACUGGCCUUUCUAUACAAUGUGCGAUUGGGAUUCAUUGUCAAUAUUUUGACGAUUAUAACGUUUGUUAUCAUAUCAUCGGUCAUCAUAUAUGUCUAUGAUUUGCCGCCGGCUAUUGUCAACACUGGUCGCGACCAAUACUUUCAGGACUAUUAUGUUGAACUAUUUUACUACAAGCCGUGGCCACACGCUAUCAUAUUUUUUACCGGACUGGCCUUCGGGUUCAUAGUUUAUCGUAAAAUGUUUUUCACACUAAAAACUCGUACAUUUUACUUGAUAUGGGCGACCACUUUGUUGGCCUUUUGGAUACCCCUAAUGGACGACCAAUUCUGGAACGACGGCAAAAUUGGAUACAAUCCAUUGGUGUCGGCCCUGUAUUAUCCGUUUUGUCGGUUAGUAUGGGCUCUAUGUAUAGCCUCAAUGAUAUGGUUGUGUUUGAGUGGUAACGGCGGUCUCGUCAAUGCUGUACUAUCCUGGAAGGCAUUCGUACCGUUAGCUCGACUAACAUAUUCCGUAUAUCUAACCCAUGCUUGGGUUGUCUGGAUAUUUUACGGCACCCGUAGACAGCUAUUACAGCUCAGCGAAUAUCAAUUGCUUCUCAUAUUUGCACAUAAUUUGGUAUUUGCUUAUAUAGUGGGUGCAAUAUUUGCCAUUGUAUUUGAAAUGCCCAUACUCAAAUGCAAUAAAUUGUUGCUACAACAUUUUCAAGUAGUACCAAGCAAUAUUCCUGCUUAA